This is a messenger RNA of Armigeres subalbatus, 2067 nucleotides long. RefSeq lists its product as uncharacterized. The record is from RefSeq and is a predicted model, not a curated record. The coding region runs from base 269 to 1897 and encodes 542 amino acids. NCBI's taxonomy places the organism in Eukaryota, Metazoa, Arthropoda, Insecta, Diptera, Culicidae. The transcript has 7 exons.
UACAGUUGUGUUGAACUAAUCAUGUUUUGUUUUCAAAACAAUAUAGAAUAAUUGUUGAUUUUACUAGUAUGAUGAACAAAUAAGUAUAUUUUUGAAACAACAAUUAUACACUUUGUUCUGAAUAUAAAGUUUGUUUAUUUCAAUCAAUAACAUUGUAGAUUCGAAUAAUUUUAUUUUUCAGUGUGUAAAAGAAAAACGGAACAGUAAGUGCACCGCCAGCAUCGCCAUUUUGUUUACUGUCGUAAAACGUUUUCAUUAUCACUGCAAAAUGUCCGGGUCGGAUAAUUCACUUAUCGAGGAAUUAGAUGUUGAGAAAAUUUCUGUUGAGGAAGUGCGUCUUAUUGAAUUGCUCAAUAGCUUCGGACUAUCUGAGUCUAUUAUUGAAAGUUUUCUCGUCAAUGGCUACACUACUGAAACGCUCAAGAUAAUUCAGCGCAAGGAGAUUGAAGAAUUGAUUCCUCCUCCAUCCCUCGCAGAAAGAACCAAGUUUAUACAUCAUUUGGAUGCCUGGAGAGUAGCUCAGGGACUACCAAAAGUUGCCGAAUUGUCAACAGAAAGCGUUUCAUCCGCUAUACAAAGCACCAGUUCCGGUUCUACAACAAAGUCAUCCGGGAAAAAUCUGAUCACCCGUGAUUCGUGCACAGCCGCUUUUUUAUUGAACAACUCAUCGAAAGGACAAUCGAUUAUUGAGAACUAUAAAAAAGUUCAAUUUCUUUCCCGGUCUGAUAAAAAAAGCAUCACGCAUAUCGUCAUCGACGAGUUCAAGAACAGAUUCUCGAAACUGACAUCGUUAGAGUUGAUGGAAAAGGCCAAGGAGCUGAAACACAUUUUUCCGGGUGAGCCACAGGAAACAUGGUAUCAACCAACAUUCGUGACAGACAGCUCGGGAAGGAGGAAACGCAUUAACAAACAAGCAAAAGGUCGCUUAUAUGACAGGAACGUCAACUACAAGGAGGUGGACCAUCACAUUUCUCAGCAAGUAAUAGGUACAUCUGAACCUUCCACCGAAAAGGAUUCGGACGCUUCCAGUACAAACGUCGAACUGCCGGUCCGUGAUUCGUUUGAAAGCUUCAUACCGACGUUCCGCGUGCUCGCGACCGGCACAGUGGCACAUCGGAUAUUGGGUGGCAACAAGCGGGGGCGGACCCACCGGGCCUUGCUGAACCCUCACCUCCAUAGCUUUGGCCACUGCUCUCCGGGGCGUGUGACGGGUGUUUUCAAACCAAUGCUUCACAUACGAAAUCACCGAGGAUAUCAACUUGUUCAAAUCGAUUUUGCACAGAAGUUUUCGGGAAAAGAUGAUGUUCUAUUCGAACGCUGGAUAGGAUUUUCCAAAGUCGUGGAACAAAUUUUGCAACUUGAAGUGGCAGACGUCAAUGGGAGAGCGCUCCUCGCAUGCUUGGAUGCGGGUGAAGUUACCGAGGAUGCUCGGAACUAUGUGAUUGUUGCUCUUCUCGCCCACAUACUGCCUCGUGCACACAUUAAGUGUCCGGGUAAGAAACGGUGGAAGCCCUCCAACAGUGAAGCGCAGGAAGGUGUAGUGCUCCAUGUGCAGCAGCUAUCCGACCUAGAAUCAACUCUUGCUCGUCUGUUCAAAGGAUUUCGUGACAGAGGAAUUUCUUCUGCUCCUUUCAUCGUCAUUCACGGUGAAGAUUGGAAGAACCCGACCAGUUUCACUGUCUGGAAUAAUGUGGUGUCUUACAAGCUGCCAAGUUUUCUGAAAGCUUUGGACAUAUGCAUCAAGAUCUACAAGACUUACAGUAUCGAUUAUCCACCGCAGUCAGCUAUCAUUUGGAAGCUGCUGCCCACGUACUUAUUUGAAAUCGACGAAUCUGAGCAGAACCCUACUGUUGAAUCUUUGUGCUCAACAAUACGCCAAAAAUUAUCAUCAGAAUGAUUCGCUGCAUCGUUAAUAAAUGUUUUUGGAAAGCAACCUCGAUCAACAGCUUGUACGAACAUUUAAAUAGAGUGCACAGUUCGAUAUCAUUAUAUGUUUGUAACUACGAGGGCUGUUCCAGAAACUUUAGCGUUCGAGCAUCAUUUUUCCGUCAUUUUAAAAAACAUUAU